CGGUCGCGCUAUCCACCCCUCACUGAUGCACAGAACAAUCCUGUUGAUGGCGGCAAGGAAGUUUCAGGAGACACUCCUGCAGAAAAAAGUCGGUCGCGCUUGUUUGAUCCACAGCCACAUCUACUCAGCAACAGCGGUGACAAUUCCGACGAGUCUGAAGAUGACGGCUUCUACGCUGUUCGCACUGCAAGUCGUCGUGGUAAGAAGCGCGAGGCGCCCCGUGGUAAACAGCUUGAACCUUUCUCUCGUCGCUCCUUACCAAAGACACAGAAAGAGCUAGAUGAUUUCGAGCAGAAGAUCAGGCGCAGUCAAAGUAGGCGCGAGGGUAAAAAACGUAGGCGAUUUCAAACUUCAGUCGACCCUCUCAUUUCAGAUGCACAAGAGCUAUUAGCGGACGACUUCGGUCACAUGUUUCCAGGACAGGUUUUCACUUUCAGUCAAAAAGUUCUUUUUCAGAAUGCCGAAUGGAAGAAAGCAGUACGUGAGAACGCCAUACUAAAGGAAUUCAUAGCUCUCGAGACAAACGACAACAUCAAUUCCGAGCACAUCAUCGAGGCUACUCUUACCGGUUCCAACAAAGCUAUCACGUCCGUCCGAAUGUCCGACGCCACAUUGUUGCGUCAUUUAGCCGAACGAAGCGGAUCUCCAUCGACGUUCACAAGACUCCGUAAGAAGAAAAUGAUGGCGUCGACCCAGAGUGUAGAUUCACCAGAUCCUGGAGCAGCGAAUAUGCACCGUCGCACUCAUCCCUCAGAUCUUACUUCGACGCAGCGAGCAGAACCGGAAACCGACGAAGAUACUGAUGACGUCUCAGUCUCCCACCGCGGCGGAACUGGUGCAGUAGCCACUGACGAAGCUCUCCAUGAAGUGCUUCAGCAAGCUGUCGUUCGUAUCAACGCCGAGCAAGACUCCAGCAGCCGACAGAACGAUCAGUCAACCCCUCGAAACGUGCAUUCGACCCGCGAAGACGUACAGUCAACCUUUCAAGCCGGAUCCUCCACGUCCCGCGGCCCAAAUGAGGUUGAUUUCCAACAUGAGCAUCAGCUCCCAUUGCAGCAACAGGAAGCUCCAGACACACCACAGCAAGCUCAGCAACAGCAGUAUCGUGCCCAAACCGAGCCUCGACCUGGCCGGGCUGUAGCCGAGCGGUCUUCUCUAUUUAGAAGAGUGGGAACCAUCACAGGCAAUACCCUCGCUGCUCUGUCACCAUUCCGCCGUGCUCGACGCAAUCCUCAAGAACGACAGAGGAUCCUUGCACAGCAAGCCCCGACUCAAUCUACCACCGAACCCGCCACUGAAGCCACCACUGAAUCCGCCACUGAGCCCACCAUUGAACCCGCCACCGAUAUCGCAGAAUCAGAAGCCUCUACAGAUAGAGACGAACCAGGAGUCGGAGCAGACUGGUGGCGUGACGGCGCAACUCGGUCUGGAACGUACCCAAGUACAUCCAGGCCACUAAUGAACACAUCUCAAAGCGGCACCCAACAAGUCGCUAACAGAUCACGAGGUACGUCGCCAAGAUGGUCGCAGUCCGUACAACGGCCUAGAUCUCGCACGUCGCGAGUGGCGAGCCAUGGCCCUUCUCAAGCCAGUCCUGAACGUGCUUCAGCAAUGCAACAACGCAACGACAAUACUGCACCACAGACUGCUCGCGAAAGCCGAACGGAAUCUCUCGAAGAAAGAUCCAUGCAAGCGGAGAGCAUGCGAAAGAAAGAAAGAGCCCGCAGCAGAGUUCUUGCAAAGAGAUCUUUUGAGGCCGAGACGGUUGACGAGCAAGAGACCCUUCAGAAGAGAGGUCUUUCUGAAUUGGACGGAAAAUCAAAACGGAAGCGGUACUCAAUGCCUGGUGCUUUCGAUGAUAGCCAGAUGGACGAUACGUACAUUUCCGAAACUGAGGCCUGGCCAAUUGGCGUCCCAGACCUGCGCAGACCUGGAGAGAAAUUGCCAGCACUACCUCGAAGAGCGUACAUUCAGGCUGAGCAGAUAUUCACGAACGCGAAUGGCACCACGGACCCGGUCAUCUUCUCAUGGCGUCACAUGCUCUGUCGCGCUAUGUAUCAAGUCCUUGGCGCACCUCCUCACCUGCGACUCAAGUGGUUCCUCAUGAUGUUCGGCAAUAACUCUGAUAAACAGCAAUUGGAUAUGUCGAGCUACAUGCAGUGGUAUUGUAGCGACGAAGAAAAAUGGAAGCGCUGGCUACCGGGCUUCAGCUCCUUCUCCGACUUCACAUCCGCCAAUCGCAUAGCGCUCACCAAAGCAUAUUGUGAGAGUGAGCUGGUCGACGUAGAAAACCUCAUCUUUCACCGCAGAUUCAACACGAGUCAGACAUACCUCCCACAGUUACCUUUCGACUCUACUACGUAUAUGGAUGAGACACCCAAGAAUCGCAAUCGCUCCAAAUCCACGUCCCGAUCGAGGACCUCUGGCAAGUUCGUUGUCCCCGACACCGACGAUGAUGAUAGCAGCAUAUACACGCCCAGCAUCGACAUGAACAGCGAGCAAGUCAAGAUUGAGCAACGCAAGAGUGGUCAUGCCAAAGGUGGAUCCACCUUUACCGUACCAGAAGACAGCGAUGACGAUGACGAGAGCACAUUGAUUCUUGACACACCUUCGAAACCACCUCCUCGUCCAACGCCUGCUCAUGCCACCCUCCCAGGAGUUUCCGCACCGGCAACAUCUCCCAGGCCAAACAUCUUCGCUGCUGAAGGUGUCGACAAAAAACGUACCUCUACAGGUAUUCCAUCGACUUCCCGGCCCUCGGUGAGCUCUACACCCCAGGAUGCUGCUGCCUCGAUCAUUGCAGCAGCACCUGGGGUGGCUAGGGCUCACCCCAAGGUCAUCGGCCUCGCUUCGUCGAUGGCCACGAAGCCCAAGAACACCAGCAAUCUUGCUGGGCCUCCCCUCAUCGCCUCCCCAACCCAGGAGAAAGACCUCAGGGUGGCGACCGCACCUACCCUCCCAAAGCUCACCCAAGCUAUCUCUUCUCCGGGCACGUCGCCGGAGGAGGAUAGAGUGAGCCCAGUAACUCCCACUACCCUCGCUGAGGAGCGCCUCACGUGGGUAGUGGGAGGGGCCACUCUACACGGUGAGCUGGCGGAGGAUAGGGUGGCGGUCGCCACGCCAAAGUUCUCCUCUCCUCCUUCUCGACGUCUAAGUAUAGACGAGGGAGGGGAGGGAGCGGUCUCCAAGAUGUUGGCUUUCUAA
This is a messenger RNA of Pseudovirgaria hyperparasitica, 3204 nucleotides long. RefSeq lists its product as uncharacterized. The record is from RefSeq and is a predicted model, not a curated record. The transcript is spliced from 2 exons. NCBI's taxonomy places the organism in Eukaryota, Fungi, Ascomycota, Dothideomycetes, Acrospermales, Acrospermaceae. The annotation marks the transcript as partial.